AUGGAUCGUGCCAAAAAACGUUUAGCAUCAGCGCUGGAUGGUUUCAGGAGUCAACAUAAAUCGGAAAUGGAACUAGAAGAGAAGAUAACUGCUGAAGAUGUUUGUUUGACAGGAAUCGUAAGGCAUGGAUUUCCAGACGACCCACGAUGUAUGGCUUAUGAUGUCGUACAACGAUUACUAGCCAUAGGCACUGGCCAUGGAAUAAUCAGAGUUAUCGGAGAUGUUGGAGUGGAUUAUUGUUUGAAGCAUGAAUCAGACGCUGCUGUGCUUCAUAUACAAUUCUUGACCAAUGAAGGAGCACUAGUUACUGCAUGCCGUGAUGACCUGAUACAUUUGUGGAACUUUCGGCAAAAGGUACCAGUGAUAUUGCACAGUAUACAGUUAACGAAGGAGCAAAUUACCUGUAUCAGCCACUCUUUCCAAAGUAAAUGGCUUUAUUUGGGGACCGAACGUGGUAAUGUAUAUUUUGUUAAAAUAGCCACAUUUACCUUAUCUAGUUACGCUAUCAACUGGAACAAGGCCAUUGAUUUAGGUGUUCGUACUCAUCCUGGUGGUGUAAAAGCUAUUUCUACCUGCCCCACCGAACUUUCUAAAUUAUUGAUUCUAUAUGAAAAAGGGAGUAUUGUAUUAUGGAACCUUCAAACGAAAGAAGUGGAGAGAUUCAUAUCUGAUCAUCCAGCUCGUUGUUUUGCAUGGCAUCAUGAUGGCCGACAGUUUAUGUGUGGUACAGCUGAUGGAUGCUUGUUGGUUUGGAAUAUUCGAAAGCCCGGAGAAUAUAUACAAAAAUUGCAACCUCAUGGACAGAAGUGUAAUUCUAUUAAUCAGGUUGAUUGGAGGCAUUCAGCAGAUGGAGAACAGUUAAUUAUUUUUGGUGGUGGCAUGUCACAGGAAGAUGGCGUAUUUUCCUCUUUAACCAUAAUGAGAGCAUCAAAAUCGAUUACAGUUUUGGAAUUAGACCAUCCUUUGAUAACCUUUACACCUCUGAAUUCUUCACCUUAUAGCAGUGUAUCACAGCAACCUUCUAGUGUUGCAGUACUAAUGAAGAAUGAUUUGCUUGUUAUCGAUCUAACUAUUCCAGGCUAUCCUUGCCAUGAAAAUGUUACUCCUAUGGAUAUUCAUGAAUCACGGGUACGAUGUAUAUGUUAUUUUUCUAAUUGUCCUCUUGAUUUACUUGGUGCCCUAGCACUUGUUGGUUCGAAACAGCGGCGUCAAGGAUUUAGUGAUAAGCCAUGGCCGAUCACAGGUGGAAGUGGACGAGAUUGUGCAAUGGGUCAUCAAGAAUUAUUACUUACGGGCCAUGAAGAUGGAUCUAUAAAAUUCUGGCAAGCAUCGGGUGAGCAUCUUCAAAUCUUGUACAAAUUAAAAAGUGGGCGACAUUUCGAACGAAAUGAUGGAUUGGAAUCUCAUGAAGCAUCACAUGCUGUUACGAUGAUUGAAUUAUGUUUGGAUUCACGAUUACUGCUAGUUGUCGCACAAAGUGGACAGUUGACACUAUUUCGUUUUGUAAAAACUGAGAACGCUCAUGAAAUUACUGUAAUUAAUAUUCCAUCUACAUUUUCUUUUUUAUCGGGUAAUGUGGAAUCGAAUAAAACAUCUCCAAAGAGAGAAUUAAGAAGGCAGGGAACGGCAAUCUCAGUGGAAUCAAAUAGUACAGAUACCAGUGAAGGUAGCACAAAUGAUGGUUAUUUUCCAUUGAAAGUGAAAGGUGGAGUGCUCAGAAGACUUGCUGGAUAUCAGCCAGAUUUGGUAUGUAUGGUUCCGUGGAGGAAUGCGUCACAACCGGAGACAAUUACAGCAGUUGCUCUCAAUUCAGCAUACGGCAUUAUUGCACUUGGCACAUCAUCAAGUUUAACUCUGAUUGAUUUGGUGCAGUAUAUCAUAAUAUGUUCGUGGUCACUCGCUGAUCUAUACAUGCAGCAGCAUUCAACACCAAUAUUGCUUAGUCAAAACAGCAAUUCAAGCCAAUAUGAUCCAUUUGUCGUAUCAUCGCAGCAACAAGAAACUUCCACAACAAAUGUAUCUUUGGAAAUGGAUACCAUAUAUUCAGGAGAUAUUUCAGCUAAAUGUGCUACGCCAAAAGGAGCUAAAACUACAUCGCCGAUACAAUUGCGACCUUCCAAUAAAUUGUCGCAUCGUCGAAAGCUUUUCAAACAUAUGACGUUAGGCAAAACAUUUCUUGGUCGGACAGCAGAUGGAAAUGAAAAAAUGAAAACAAUGGAAACAAUAACAACAGAAAACAAGGAAACAUUUACAUGCAAACAUACCUCGCCGCACAAUUUAGAUCACAAAAAACGUUUUCAAUUGGAAAGUACAUCUGUGCGAAGCAAUGAAAUCUUAAGAGCGGAAGAUUCGGAAGGAGUUCGGGAGGUUGAUGUAAACUGUUUGAUCGACAAACUUCGUGUCAGAAGGAAAACUUUUAUUCGAUCAUCAACGAUACAUACGUCAACAGCCUCUGAUGAACAGUUCAAAUCAAUGUCGGGUUCGAAAAUAACAUUAGGUAAGAAAUCAGCAUGCAUACCCUAUUUUUCGCUUUUCAUUUUAAUGCUUUGA
Molecule: messenger RNA, 2550 nt
Organism: Brugia pahangi
Lineage: Eukaryota; Metazoa; Nematoda; Chromadorea; Rhabditida; Onchocercidae
Source: the annotation of a GenBank genome assembly